Messenger RNA from Paraphaeosphaeria sporulosa, 1578 nucleotides. RefSeq lists its product as uncharacterized. The coding region runs from base 1 to 1578 and encodes 525 amino acids. NCBI's taxonomy places the organism in Eukaryota, Fungi, Ascomycota, Dothideomycetes, Pleosporales, Didymosphaeriaceae. Gene Ontology annotation, molecular function: metal ion binding. The transcript is spliced from 6 exons. The record is from RefSeq and is a predicted model, not a curated record.
AUGUCUGACUUCAAUACUACGGACUUCGCUGCGCAGAUGCGAGGCUUUCAAGCCUCGGACGACGCACGCCAGAAACUCUUUGCGGAUAUGCUCGAGAAGUAUACUAGCUUGCUCGAAGAGUACAAUACUUUGAACAACGACUAUGCCUCCGAGAAGGAAAUAAGGCGGACCUAUCAGCAGUCGGUAAUUCAGAUGCAGCGCGAGGUCAAGGAGAUCAGACGCGAAUGGCAAGAUCACUCAUUUGUCCUAGCAUUAAUUGACGGAGAUGGGGUUAUCUUUCAAGACGCGUUGCUGCGAGCAGCCGGGAGCGAUGGCGGCUCUGAAGCUGCUUCUAAGCUUCAGCAUGCCAUACGCGACCACAUUACCACCUUAUAUGGCAACUCUGGAAAUUGGCCUAUCAUGGUACAAAUCUAUGUCAGCCUCGACAAGCUGGCGCACAAGCUCGCGUCCGUCGGUUUGAUCGAUAAGCCGUCUGACUUGCGAACGUUUGCACAAGGCUUUUCACUCAAUCAGUCCCUUUUUUCUAUUGUUGAUGUAGGUCAUGGUAAGGAACGUGCAGACCACAAGAUCAAAGAAAUGCUCCGAACUUUCAGUGAUAAUCCAACUUGCCGGCAUAUCAUCUUUGGAGGUUGCCAUGAUGCAGGCUACCUUCUUAACCUUGAUCAGUAUAAGCACCAUGCUCAUAAAGCCACACGUAUUACGCUUCUUGAGUCGACACCUGCCUGGAGGGGAUUCGCUGAGCUGCCCAACUUCCGGCGAAUGCGCUUUGACGACGUCUUCAGAAAUACAGAGCUGCCAGAGUAUGGCUAUACCCUGCCUCGUUCCUACGCACCAAUUCAGCCCAAUAUCUCCGCACCAAUGCAGCAGUCAGUUUCUGCAUCUGUUCAGCCUAUCGCUAGGGCGAUGACAGAGCCCACUCCACCGCCUGGUUUCACUAACCCUCCCCCCGGCUUCCCGUUUGGCCCACCCGGCUUCCUAGCUAGCAACAGCCCGCGUGAUACACCCACUAUAUCAUCACCUGCAACGACUGCAUCUUCCCUGGCAGCGACUAACCCUACGCCCGAGCCCACCGACUCCUCGUCCUGGGCCGCUGUCGGUAAGAAGAACGGCGUGUCACCUACUGAGAAAAUAUCCAUCGCACCUAAAUCUAAGUCCAAGUCCAACAAGAAAUGGGCAUACUACAAUAAAGAAGAACAGCGCCUGGAUGAGCCUCUACCGCCGAAAGAUAAGGCUGCGUAUGAGGCCAUCGAAGCGCGCAUGAAACGAUCUGGGAAGAACUUGUGCAACCAUUGGCACCUCAAUAAUGGCAAGUGUACCAACGGUGCCAACUGCCACUUCCAGCAUGAGCCUAAGCUCUCGCCUGCGGGUUUGAUCGCCCUACGGUAUAAGACCAGAAGUCUGCCUUGCAAAGACCGCUAUUGUCAGAACAUCAGCUGCUACCUGGGCCACCAAUGCUCGUUCGAGCGAGACCAAGGCUGGUGCCCGUUCCCUGAUACUUGCAACCUGCGAUACACGCACGACAUGGAUAAAGUCAAGGCCACGCGUUGGGACGAGUAUGGGGACAUGGAGGAAUUGUGA